CCAUGAGAACCAUAGGUGGUUGGCAUACUGUGACAGUGUGUCAGUCUGACAGGUGGCACUGAGGCAAAUAUGAGGUGGUUCCUGCUGGAGGUCCAGCUGGCCGUGUUUGGAUGUAAUAUUUCCUCCAUUAUAAUUUGAUCUAUGAAUGGCAUAGAGGUUAUUAACAGGACCAGCCUCUGCUGAGUUGAGCGGAAGAGCUUCUUGGAAUUUUCCAACAGUCAAAGCCAUCACAUCCUGACGAGCAUCAGUGCUUCCUGUUCAUCAGGAUGAAGCGCAGCAGGACUCUGUCUUUAAGGCAUUCUCAGAAAUCAAGAUGGAUCAGGGAAAGGCGAACCUUGGUGAUGAUGGGGCAUGUAGGUGCCAAACCCCGGAGACAAACUGCACGGGGAGCUGGGUACCUGUUCAAAGCUCACCCUUCCUCCUGCCUUUCCAUCACUGAGGAGGUGUUUCUAGAAGCUGCAGAGUAUGGCAACAUCCCUGAAGUGAGACGGAUGCUGGAGGAGCUUCCUCACCUCAACAUCAACUGUGUCAACUACAUGGGUCAGAAUGCACUGCAGCUGGCAGUUGCAAGCGAGCACUUAGAAGUGGUCAAGCUUUUGCUUAAAAAGAAGGAACUUGCAAAAGUAGGAGAUGCCUUGCUGUUAGCCAUUAGUAAAGGGUACAUCCGCAUAGUAGAAGCCAUAUUGAGCCAUGAGGCCUUCACUGACGGUCAGAGGCUGACAAACAGCCCCAGUCUGGAGGAGACACAAGAUGAUUUUUUCUCAUAUGAUGAGGAUGGCACACGUUUUUCUCAUGACAUCACUCCCAUUAUCCUGGCUUCCCAGUGCCAGGAGUUUGAGAUCGUACACAUGCUACUUUUGAGGGGGGCCCGCAUAGAGCGUCCACAUGACUACUUCUGUCAAUGCAAGGCCUGCAUUGAGCAUCAGAGGCGUGACUCCUUUUGCCACUCUCUGUCUCGUAUCAGCGCUUACAAAGGUCUGGCAAGUCCAGCAUAUCUUUGCCUUUCAAAUGAAGACCCCGUGAUGGUAGCUUUGGAGCUGAGCAAUGAACUCGCCGUUCUGGCCAAUGCUGAGAAAGAGUUUAAGAAUGAUUACGAGAGGCUGUCCAUGCAAUGUAAGGAUUUUGUGGUGGGACUCUUGGAUUUGUGUCGGAAUACUGAAGAAGUGGAAGCCGUCCUAAAUGGUGACACAGAAUCCUGUGCUGACCAGGAAAUCUCUGGCAGGCCAAACCUGAUAAGGUUGAAACUUGCAAUAAAAUAUGAGGUUAAAGAGUUUGUGGCUCAUCCAAACUGUCAGCAACAUCUACGAUCAAUCUGGUAUGAAAACUUAACUGGACUGCAUCAGCAAACAAUAGCAGUUAAAAUUCUUCUUGUCCUCGGUGUAGCUGUUGGUUUACCUGUUCUGGCUUUUAUUUACUGGAUAGCACCAUCAAGUAAGUUGGGGAAACUUAUGCGUGGACCUUUCCUCAAGUUCGUGGCUCAUGCAGCUUCCUUCAUCAUAUUCCUCUGUCUGCUGGUUCUGAAUGCAGCGGACCGCUUUGCAGGGACAUCGCUACUGCCAAACAUGACCACCCAUGAUUACCCCUCACAAGUUUUUCGCAUGAAGACUACCCGCUUUACCUGGAUGGAGAUACUUAUUAUUUUCUGGGUCAUAGGUAAGAUAUGGGAGGAGUGUAAAGAUAUUUGGUUGCAGAACUUUCAGGAGUACAUCUCAGAACCAUGGAACCUUCUGGACUUCAGUAUUUUGGCCAUUUUUAUGACCUCUUUCAUUGCAAGAUUAAUGGCUUACUGGCAUGCCCAUUCUGCACAGUGCUACAUCGAUGAGCAUCCAUCAAACACGACCUUGCCUUCUGAUGUACAAUAUUUUCAGCUGGCAAGGAUUCACUGGAUUCCCUCAGACCCACAGCUGAUUUCUGAAGGUCUCUACGCAAUUGCCAUUGUGUUGAGUUUUUCCCGCAUCGCGUACAUCCUGCCAGCCAACGAGAGGUUUGGGCCCUUGCAGAUCUCUCUGGGAAGAACGAUGAAAGACAUUUUUCAGUUCAUGGUUAUUUUUACAACAGUUUUCGUGGCAUUCAUGGUGGGAAUGUUUGAUCUAUAUUCAUACUACCUUGGAGCCAAAUACAACGUUGCCUUUACAACGGUUGAAGAAAGUUUUAAAACACUUUUCUGGGCAAUCUUUGGACUUUCAGAAGUAAAGUCCGUCGUUUUAACCAUCAAUCAUAAAUUCAUAGAGAAUAUAGGCUAUGUUCUGUAUGGGGUAUACAACAUCAUCAUGGUGAUUGUUCUGCUGAACAUGCUCAUAGCCAUGUUCAACAGCUCCUUCCAGGAAAUUGAGGAUGAUGCUGAUGUUGAGUGGAAAUUCGCUCGAGCCAAGCUGUGGUUCUCCUACUUUGAACACGGCAGCACUCUGCCUGUGCCCUUCAACCUCGUACCCAGCCCCAAAUCUGUGCUGUCCCUCCUACUCGGGAUAAAGACAUUUUUUAAACCUCCAAAAGAAAACAGAGAAGAGUCAAAGAAUGGCAAAGACAUAAGAAAUGUAAGAAAAAAUCUAAAAAAAACCUUACAGACUAAUUUUAGGGAACAUGGAGGACUGAAAAAGGACGCAUCACUUCAUCCAACUCGUCAUCAAAAAAUAAUGAACUGCUUAAUCAAAAGAUACAUAUUUAAAGCACAGAGAGAUAAGGAUAAUGAUGAAGUUAAUGAAGGUGAACUGAGAGAGAUCAAACAGGACAUCUCCAGUCUUCGUUACGAGCUCCUGGAAAGAGGGAACCGUGAUUUGAACACACUGGCCGAUCUUGUCAGGCAACUGGGAGAUGUUGUGCAGAAAGAAGAGCAAAGAAUGGAAAUGAUUUCUUAGAAAUGAGCAAACAAAAUAGUCGUAUAAAUUUAGCAUAAUAUGAUCUUUUUUUCUGACAUUAAAUCAAGGUAAAGGGACCUUUACUGCUUUGCAAAAUUAUUUAUGCUACUACAUGAUGCAGUAUUUUGAUUUUAUUUUAUUUUUUCCUAAUUAAGCAUCACUUUCCAUCACUUACAAAUACAGACUAUUUGUGUUGGUCUAUAAAAUACAAUCGCUGCAAAGUGAGAAAUUGAGAAAAAAAUCAAAAAAGGUCCUUAUCCUUUUUUACUCAUACAACUGGAAAAAAUGCUUUUGAAAACAUUGUCUUCAGUUUUGUGUUCCAAAGAAGCCAUUGAAUGAAUGCUUACUUUUUGGUAGGCCUAAUCCUCUCAGCUGUAUCUGUUCAGUUAACCACAUGGUGGCAGUAAGGUUAUGGGCUUCCCCCUUCUUGUUGCAGGGUGUAUCACUGUUAGCAAAUAAUGGCUUUUCACACAUAUUUUUAUUUUCCAUUUUCGAUAUUGUCUGGUACAAAAGUGAGGUACUGAAGUGAAACAAGAACAUAGGUUUGAUUAUGUCUGUGUUUGGGUUCUGAUUUGUACAGCUAAGAAGUAAGAAUAAAGCUCUUUGGUGAUAACUA
Messenger RNA from Cyprinodon tularosa, 3471 nucleotides. RefSeq names its product transient receptor potential cation channel, subfamily C, member 6b (gene trpc6b). Gene Ontology annotation, biological process: calcium ion transmembrane transport; regulation of cytosolic calcium ion concentration; manganese ion transport. Gene Ontology annotation, cellular component: cation channel complex; membrane. The coding region runs from base 267 to 2855 and encodes 862 amino acids. NCBI's taxonomy places the organism in Eukaryota, Metazoa, Chordata, Actinopteri, Cyprinodontiformes, Cyprinodontidae. Gene Ontology annotation, molecular function: protein binding; store-operated calcium channel activity; inositol 1,4,5 trisphosphate binding. The record is from RefSeq and is a predicted model, not a curated record. The transcript is spliced from 13 exons.